CGGGGCUGGAGCGGGCUGAGUGUGGAAGACGGAAGGCGGAGAGCGGAGAGAGAGAAUGGACCGACAGAGGGAGCGGGACAGAGUUGAUCUUGUACCUUGACCCCGCCAUGAUGCUGCAUGAAAAAGCAAAAGGAAAACAUUAGAAAGUGAUUGCAAGAGCCCAGACCGAGAGAUACCGGGAAAGAGCGACUCCUAUUUAUCCUCUUCACCUUGAGGAGUCGGAGGAUGCCAUGGACUUCCAGACGUCUGAAGGCAACCGAAGCCGCAGGAAUGAGAUCAUGCAGAGGAAGGAUCUGAACCUUCAGGAGGAAGACAUAAACUCUGAUGACGAGCUGUCAGACGAUGGUCAGACCAGACAAAAAGCCGAGAGACGCAGAGCCAAGAAGAAGAGACAGCGAGAGCGGAAAAGGCUCGAGAAGAAGAAAGAUGUUGAAGCGAAUGAACAGGAACCCGAGUGGGACGUAAACAGCGCGUUCGUUGCCAACGCCGCCAGUCACAUCAGACCAAAGAGCAGGAAUAAACUCGACACCAAGCACAGCGCCAACAAGGAGAACGAAGGGAAGAUGCAAGAGGGCGAUUGCACAGAUUCCUCAAUCCAAAGAAGCCAAAACCUUGCCGAACAAGGCAUUCAGUUGGUAGAAGACGGGAACUACGCCAAAGCCAUCAACGUGUUCAGUGAGGCCAUCAGAUUAGAUCCGAAAGAUUACAGGUAUUUUGGCAAUCGGUCAUACUGCUACGAACAGCUGAAGCUCUACCCCAAGGCCCUGAUGGAUGCCGAAACUUCCCUCGAGUUAUCCGCCGCCUGUCCUAAAGGUUAUUUCAGGAAGGGCAGAGCUCUGAAGGGUUGCAAUAGAUAUGCCGAGGCAGAAGAAGCUUUCCAGAUGGUUUUACAGCUGGACAACGGGUGUGAGGAGGCCGUGAAGGAGAUCCAUACAUGUCAAGUUCUACAGCUCAUGGUUCAUGGAUUCACCCAGGAGCAGAGCGCCGCGUUGCUGGAGGAAUAUGAAUCUGUGGCUGCUGUCAUGGAGGCUCCGAUAUCUGCCAAAGUGUUGCAGGAAAAUGUGAACCUGGAGGAUCCGGCAGAAGAGGAGCUGCUCUUCCUAAAUGACUUAUCUCAGAGCUGCUCUUUGUGGGUGGGAAAUAUCACCGAGCAGAUCACAGAAAAGCUACUGAGAGAUGCGUUUAAAUGUUACGGAGAGCUGCACAGCAUCCGACUGCUUGGUGAACGUUUUUGUGCUUUUGUGAAUUAUAAGUGUCCUGUCGCUACGGCCAAAGCACUGGAGGGACUUCAGGGUAAAGAAAUUGAGAACACAAGAUUAGUGAUCCGAUACCCAGACAAGCCUUACCGACCCUCCACUGUGACCACGUCUGACGCACAGACUAAGCCAGCUGCAAUAAAUGCAAAGAAGAAAGUCCCAUUCAAGACCAAUGAAUGUUUCUACUGGAGGGCCAAUGGUUGCACUUAUGGAGACAAAUGUCGAUAUCGGCACAUCCCGGAGAAUAGAGGCGCGGACAAGAAGCCGGUGAAAUGCUGAUCAAUAGGAGAAGUGCGGCUUUUCCGUUUAGGAUCUCCAAUUAAAGAGUAUUGAAUCGGCAUCAGAAAUGGUUUUUGGUGCACUUUUGGUGUUACAGACUCCGAUGGCACCGUUGUUCUUCUGUGAAGGGACUGUAGGCCAAGCCUCGGUGUGGCCAUCUUGUUCUCUAGAUGUGUUCGGCGUGCCAUAGAUUAAUAAAAAGCCAUGGAGGGAG
This is a messenger RNA of Rana temporaria (common frog), 1749 nucleotides long. Its product is annotated as tetratricopeptide repeat protein 31-like. Gene Ontology annotation, molecular function: metal ion binding; protein binding; RNA binding. NCBI's taxonomy places the organism in Eukaryota, Metazoa, Chordata, Amphibia, Anura, Ranidae. The coding region runs from base 231 to 1535 and encodes 434 amino acids. The record is from RefSeq and is a predicted model, not a curated record. The transcript has 16 exons.